This is a messenger RNA of Pocillopora meandrina, 13825 nucleotides long. The record is from the annotation of a GenBank genome assembly. NCBI's taxonomy places the organism in Eukaryota, Metazoa, Cnidaria, Anthozoa, Scleractinia, Pocilloporidae.
AUGGCGCUCGUAAGGUCCCUUGCAAGCGUCCGAGGCAAGGUAAGUCUUUUAGCCCUUAAAAGGAUAAAUUCUUUGAAACUUGAAUUUUUAUUUGAUGAACUUUCCUUUUAUUUUCCAGGGUGUCUUUUCAGCGAUUUGCCGCAAUACCUUUAGCACAACCCCGAGGGCCUCGGCAACGGUGAGUUUGUAUAGGUCUACUAGCUAGACUGGCCAAGUGACAUACCCCACUAAUUGACUGUGCUUGAAUCAAAGAUUAUUAGCCACUGAUUUUCGUCAACCCAUCUCUUAUCCACCUAGAAAAAAAGACAAUGACAAUAUCGUGCGGUAAAUUGUGUAAAACGAGAAAAAAAUUUCUUGAUGCAUUUUGUUUAGUACGUCUGUUCGCCUUCUUUAAUCACGUGAAGAGUAAUGUUCGACUCGUGCUUUAACCUAUCAUAUUCAGCCCGUUUUAUUUCUGGUCGAUUUUUCUGAUCAUGUCAUGAUCACUCAAAAUUGGUGCUUUUUUAUACAUAUGUAUGUGUUAUUUUUAGUACAUUCCUUUACAUAAGAUCUUAUGUGGUUUGUUGUACAAGGUGAAAGAGAUAAACAAUCCAAAACAGACAAUGAUUACUUAAAGUCAAUGUGCAACAAACUGUAGAACAACAAAAAUGAACCAUGUUCUUAACUUAAGAAAAAAACAAAGUAAGGCAAAAACAAGUUGAGAGAGAAACAUUCUUUAAUUUGCAAGGAGACUACUUGUAGAUAUUUGUAAGUUCUAAUGUGACACUAUCACUUGUAUCAUAGAGACAAUGAGUUUGUCAUAGAGCAGGGUGCUCUUUAAAUUCUUUGUAUUACCUGAGUUUCCUAGUUUUGGCUGUGAUUUGCAAAUCUAAUGAGUCGUUUUAAUAUCUUCCUAGAGGUGGAGAUACGUCAUGCUUGAAUUUUUCAAUAACUUUGAUGCAUGUCAUGUUAAUUAACUUUAAACCUCACAGGAGUUACGUAACCCAGAACUGUCAAGGAAUCUAUUAAUAUUCAUUUUCGUUCAAAACUGCAUGUGUUAUAAUUUUCUUGUCAGUUACAGUUUAGUUGUUGUGUAUUAAAGGUCUUGUCUUCAGUGGAGUCGUUUCCUGUUUGAAGAACACAACAAUGUAUUAUAAAUGUAAAUCUAUCAAAACUGACCACAUACUGUAAACUUAUGUAACCUGAAGUGCAGCAUUAAAUGUUAUGCACUUAACAGUGAAGGGUUGUAUUGUGAAUGGUACAGUGAUUGUUUUUUAACAGAUGACUGUCAGAGAUGCCCUAAACUCUGCCAUGGAGGAAGAGAUUAAAAGGGACGAUAGAGUUUUCUUGUUGGGUGAAGAAGUGGCCAUGUAUGAUGGUGCUUACAAGGUGGCUAUGUAUUAACAAUUGUUUUCAGUCUUGCGCAAUCUUGUUGUUUUGUCUGCAAAGAUAAUCACAACAGUCUCAGGUACAGGUCAAGGUGUCAGGAACGUCCCAUUUUACUGUGCAAUACUAGCCAUGUAUUUCAUUUUAUAUAAUAAGCUCAGUUAUGCACGCAUUCUGAUUGGUUUUCACUUAUGAUCUAUUAGAGGACAGAUGUAUAGAUGAUGUCAUCAUUUAAACUUUUUUUCUGUAUAUUUUAAUUCUUUAUUAUAUAAAACAAAUAGAUUCCAAGUUGCCGUGCGUCUGUUCAGAAAUAGAUCACAGGAUGUCAAAAUGUGGUAAGAACAUCAGUGACACACUCAGCUGCACCUUGUGUGCCACUUUUUUGUUCUUACCACAUUUUGACGUCAUCUGUGAUCUAUUACUGAACAGACGCAUGGCAACUUGGAAUCUAUUUGUUAAUUAGCAAGAAGGUAAUUUUCUCUCAGAGAAACCAACAAUAGAAAAAAAAUAUGUCGACAGCCUAUCUUUACAGUCUGCAUCCUAAUUCUAAUCUUAGAGAACUUUUACAUGGUUUAACAUUGAUAAAAAAAUUUGUUUCAUUGAUGAUUUUUGUUAAGAUUAUGGUUUAUUACGUGAGUAGGUGUCCUUGCACUUCCAUGUUUCUUUCUUAGCAAUUAUAAUUGUACUUCCCUGUUUUAUGGUCAUUGGUGCUAUACUCUGAUAAUUUUUCUCAGUUUAAUCAUUGGGUUCAGGGUCUUUACCUCUUUAACUCCCCAGACCUGGUUGUUUUUUCUUCACUUAAGCUGCUACUCAUUUCUUUGUAAAUUAGUUACAAGAAUGUGGUCUUAGAUCCAAGAUGACUUCUACCUGAUAAUUUUGGAUGUUCUCAUGACCUAUUUGCUGGAUUAUGUAUGGGUAUUAUAGGGAGAAGUUGCAUGUUAAUCACUUCUGGGAGUUAGAGUGUUAAUCUCCUUGGGCUGUAUACUGAACUAGUGUGCUUUUUCUAGUCACUUAUGGUUUGUAAAGCUAAAUCACUGAGGGGAAUGUUGUCUAGCAUGUGAUUUCAAAAACUUCUUCAACAGGUAAGCAGAGGGUUGUGGAAAAAGUUUGGUGAUAAGAGAAUAAUAGACACUCCCAUCACUGAGGUAAGUUACACUGUCACAGUAUAAAAGUAUAAUUUAGCCAUAGAAUAAAAGAGAUAACUAUGCACAUGGCAUGUCUUUAGGGACUUCUAAAAUUUGACCUAUGUAUUGUAAUUCAUUGCAGAUGGGCUUUGCUGGUAUUGCUGUGGGGGCAGCUAUGGUUAGUAAACAUCUCUCAUACAUUUUACUUGCACAGCAUGAUGUAUGAAUGACUGUGAAUAAAUGAAAAUGAUGUGUGUGAACUACAGAAAUAAAUAAAUAUGAAGGCACUCUUUGCAGUAGUGGACUCUACAUAAGCAGUGGUGAAACUAAGGCUUGACAAAAAUUCAGGCCUGUACAAGAUUUGAAUCUAUGGCCUCUGAAAUACCGCUGCAAUGCUUUACUAGCUGAGCUAACAAGCCAACUAAGAGCAGAAAUCUGAAUUAAGCAUUUUUCUACCAGCUAUACAUUGUAUAACCGAUUUGUAAUGUUUUCCCUUGUUCAUGUUUGAUGUUAGGCUGGCCUUAGACCUAUCUGUGAGUUCAUGACUUUUAAUUUUGCAAUGCAAGCUAUUGAUCAGGUCAGUGUACAAAUAACACAUAAAUAAUUGGUUAAAAAAACAGUCUAGUUGCAUUAUUUCACAUCUAUAAGACAUGGCACUAGAUUCUUUUGGACAAGGUGGUAAGAUGUUGCUUAUUCUCCUGAUGUAGGGUUCAUGCCAAAAGCUUGUAACAAAGUUAUGUAUGAACAGUGUAUAUGUUGAACUAAAAAAAAGUUUGUACUCAAGCCAAGUGGCCCAACCUGCUGAACCUUUUCCUGGUUUCUGCAGCAUAAAGUGACUAGAAGUAUCACCACUACCCCCCUCCUCCCUGGAUGGGAUGCUAGUACAUUGCAAGGUCCCCCCCCCUUAAGCACUUCACCAGGCUUCCCUGAUAAGUUGCUGAUACCCACAAUGACCAGGCCUGCCAUGGUAUCGAACCCAGACCUCUCAACCUGGAGUCCAGCACACUAAUCACUAGACUACAGCAUCUCCCUCAUGUAAACUAAAUAGUAACUGAAACAUUUGGGUGUAAAAAAAAUCCCACCAGUAAAAUAACACACUUUGUAUCCAUGCAAAGUAUCAAACCUUUCCUCUCUGUUGCACAGGUGAUAAAUUCAGCAGCCAAAACAUUCUACAUGUCUGCUGGGCAGGUAAAUGACAAAGAAUAGUACUAUGUGUAUUGUCAAAGAGCCUUGUUAAUUUUUGUGAGGUCUUAAACCCUUUUAUUCCUGAGAUCUCGAUGGCACUCCCUCUGAUAAUGUUGGUUCUCAAACAAUUUUAUGUUGGAUCAAAUAAUUAUUAUCCCUUUUGUUGGUAAUUUCUUUAUUCUCGUUAUUUUUCUGCUUGAUAUUGUUUUGAUAAUUUAAGGAGAAAUCACAUUUUAGUCACUCCUGGGAGUGAAAGGGUUAAGUAAUAUGUGUUGAACUUUGAACACUUGUAUGAAUAUGUGCCUUAUGUUACAGAAACUGAAGAUUGUAAUUCUCUAUUGCUACAGUCUUAUUGUCCUCAGUGUGAAAAAAAAGUAAAGCCUGAUCAUGCAUGGCAUAGAUUUACCUAAUAUAUUUGACACCUCUCUUAGCUUGUUGAAAUUGCAGGAAGCAGAUCACAGCUGUAGGGAUAAUACAAAAUUAUUAUCAAGGCCUGAAUAAAAAUCUAUCCAAGUGGACAAGUUAUUGUUUUAUUUGGUCUCUAUCAAACCUAGGUCCCAGUCCCUGUAGUUUUCAGAGGUCCAAAUGGUGCAGCUGCAGGAGUGGCUGCUCAGCAUUCACAGUGUUAUGCUGCUUGGUAUGGUCACUGUCCUGGCCUGAAGGUCAGAAGUAAUUCUUGAAAGAUUAAUUUUUACAGCAAACACUCUGAUAAACCUCCCCCUGCUUCCUUCUCCCUGUGCAUCUGGAGAUUCAAGUUUCUGAUGAGCAACUCACUAUCCCCAAAGUACCUCCUCGUACCCCUUCCUCCAAUCAAAAACUUAAAAAGAAUAGUUCAUUUGGGCUAGUUAACAUUUUGGCACAAAUCAAAUUGUAUUUUAAAGCAGAUAUUUGCUGUUUAUGGUUUUCAAGAAACAUGAUUACUCACAUUUUGACCCUGAAUGAGUCUUUGCAAAGCUCCACUCUUAAGCCCUAAAAAUUGAAUCAUGUAAGCUCCUUGUGUAUCGUCAUGAGUGUGAGACAAAGAAAAAAUCGAAAUACGGAUGAGGAAUCAAACCUCAGACCCUCAAAUUCUGCACUUCAGUGCUCCUCCACUGAUCACAAGCUACGCUCUACAGAGAGUACAACUUUACAAUGAGUCAGGCCAUUACUAGUUAAUUACUGUUAAUCUAAAGGUUAUGGUUGGCUGCCUCAUGGGUUUCCGAUUUUUUCAUUUGACCCACGCUUGACGAGACGAAAGAAAUUAAAAUUGAAAUUGAAAGUAAUUUCAUUACUAAGCUCAAAAUCUACUAUCGUUUUUAUUUGAUUAAGGCUUCCAUUCUGCUUGCUUUUUUUAAUUUGUGAACAACUCAUCAAUAGUCAUGAAGUUGGGAAACGAAUAAGAGUUUUUCUUCUCUCUUAUAUUCCAGGUGGUAUCCCCUUAUUCAGCUGAAGAUGCUAAAGGUUUGCUGAAGUCAGCCAUCAGAGAUAAUGAUCCAGGUAUCCUGAUAUGGUAAAGUGUCUUGUUUAUGAACACUACACAGUGACCCUGGAGGCCAUCACCCUGAUCAUCAGAUCAAGCAAAGUUACAGCUGUAUUAGAAUACUGUUUGGCAGCCAUGUUACUUAUCAUUUAGAUUGAUGCUAGAUUUUCUUAUAAUCUGCACGGUACAAUCAGUUCGAGUCGUUUCUUACGAAGAUAUAUAAAUAUGCAAAGGAAAAAUUGAUCAGUAUUUACUCUUACAUGUUUUUUGACCAGCCUAAGGUUAUUGCUUAUUUCCUUCACAACUUCAGUGGUGGUGCUUGAAAAUGAAGUCAUGUACGGUGUGCAGUUUGAUAUGUCAGAGGAAGCAUUAGACCCUGAGUUUGUAAUUCCCUUUGGAAAAGCUAAAAUAGAGAGAACAGGUGAGUCAUCCCUUUUUUCCUUGGACUUGUGCACUAGAAGUUCAUUGGGUUCCUUUAUCUCAAUGAUUAUCAAUGAUUUUAAUGAUCUAAUAAUUAGUUUUGUUGUUGUCAUAUUGUAGGAAGUCAUAUAACCAUCGUAGCUCACUCAAGGUCUGUUCAGAUUUCUCUGGAGGCUGCGAAACAGCUUGAGGCAGAGAAUAUUGACUGCGAGGUAUGUGCACCGAAGUCUUGAGGCUACAAUGACGAAGAUGAUGACGAUUACAUUGACGACGACGACGAUGGCGACUGUGUGAGCCACAAUGAUAAUGAUAACGAUUUUAUUGACAUUAACGAUGGAUGACUCAUGAUGACGACUCCAAUUUCAUGUACGAUGACGAUGACGAUUACAUUGAUGAUGAUGACGAUGACAAUUAAAUGAUGACAAAGAUGAAGUUGAUGUCGACCAUGACGGUGAUAACGACAUCGACGAGACCCCAUUACUGAGAUGCACGAGUACCUUCCAAAGUGUUGUUAAAACCCCUCCAUUGGUCUUUUUUAGGUGAUAAAUUUGCGGAGCAUCCGCCCUAUGGACAUGGGAUGUAUUACAAAUUCUCUCAAGAAAACCAACCAUUUGAUUACAGUGGAGGGUGGCUGGCCUCAGUUUGGUGUUGGGGCAGAAAUUGCUGCUACUAUCACAGAAAGUAAGUGUAUUUCUGCUUACGUCACUUUCGUUAUCUACUAUAGAGCCAGAUAACCCAGCAGUGUAUGUUUUGAAUAGCCACAUCCCAGCUAUGGACUCGUAUUUCUUCCAGUGGAAGAACGACGCUCUUUGUUGCUUGAUAAAUUAAUAAAAAAUCGCGCGCAUUCGAUUGAGUGUCGUAAAAAAGCAAAGCAAUCACAACAGCCAAUCAUUUCAAGGAAUUAUCACCCGGAGCUAAUGGGAACUCAAAGUAAAAACAACCAAACUACCUGAAGCGCUGGAAAAACGCGGCGACCAAGUUGCGAUUGGUGUUAGUUUUGAAUCUGAUUGGUCGAGAAAGUGGCGAAAGUUUUCUGAACCAGUCAUAUAGCGCAAAACCAACGCUAUCCCGGAGUACUUUCGACACUCAAUUGAAAAUUUCUCUCUAAUUGUUUGCUGCCCACAAAGAUGUGAACGUGGUGUUCAAAAUAGUUUAGAUAUUACUUUUUUCGACCACCACUAUCUAUUUUUUUUCUCUUCUUAUUUAGGCGAGGCAUUUGACUAUCUGGAUGGACCCAUCUACCGAGUUACUGGGGCGGACAUUCCUAUGCCGUAUGCUCAUCUCUUAGAAUCAAACACAAUUCCUCAGGUUCAAAACGUCGUCCUUACCGUGAAGAAAUCUCUCAAUCUAGCUUAAAAAUAUAAAAUGAAACUACAAUACUACAGUACUUCAUAUUUUACUAACUGCUAAGAACAGAGUCGUAUUAUCUUGAAUUUUCAAAUCCUAGCUAUAAAUAUUCAAUAGCAUUAUGUAAUGUUUUCAUGACCUUUGUUUUACUUAUUGGUACCUAUGUGAGGGUGGUACCUGAAACUUUUAUCAUUCUUGAUGAAUCGAUUUUUAUUUUUUUUCAAUUGAGUAUUAUAAGACACUAAAAUGUAGGUUACUGUAAGCCUCGUUUGUAGGGAUUGAAAACCUGAAGGAUAACGGUCAUGUUAUUGAAUAAUUAAUGAUCAAUCAGUGUGUUCGUUACACAUUGGGGAUCGGAGAAUUCUCCGGCCACUAUUAGGAGUUCUUCGUCUUAAUUUCGACAACCGGAGAUUGAUUUGUUUUGUUUUUUUUUGUUUCAUUUUGCAGACGUGGAGAAUUUUCUCCUGUUACUUUGGAGCAAUUUUCAAUUGAGAGUCGAAAGUUUCUCGGGGCCGUUUUGGUUUUGCAUUACUCAGCUCUGUGAUUGGUCUAAAAGCUCGCGCCUUUUUAUCAACCAAUCAGAUUUAAAAACUGAAGCCGGUCGCGAAUUGGCCACCAGUGUUUUCCCGCGCUUUAAGCAGUUUGCAGUUUUAAUUGUGAGUUCUCAUUUGGCGAUGAGGACAUAAACCUUCGUUCUUAUUGGUGGCUGGGGUUACUUUGGUUUUGUUUUUUAUGAACUCAAUUGAAAACUGCUCUAACUAAGGAUAUAUUUGUUACGGUGUCCACUUCCCGUGCAGGUUUAGUCUAAUCUUUGAUGAUAGGUUUUUUUAUAUCUGAGAAACCAUGAAAAAAAAAAUAUCGUGCAUGUUCUGACAAAAGGUAAAAUCUAACUACCACUGGCUGUCAGGUUACUUAUGUUACUAAACAACCGACUUUAAGUUGCUUUGCAACACACGUUACGAAGGAGUGAUUUGUUUUUAGCAUCACUAGAGUUGGCUGGGGUUGGGGGGGGGGGUGGUAUUUAACGUUUCUUGAGUCUGGUUUACACUUAGCUCUUGAUAUGGGAAAAAAAUAAAUUUUAUGCGUGUAUGUAUUUGUAGAAACGCGAGAUAUUUCUAGAGUACUAGGGAGAGCUGUAACAUUUACUGAAGUUCAGUCUCAAGAUAAUUGAAAAGUUCUGAAAGAUACUUCCCCUCGAACAGCGAAGUCCAAGGGGUUCGGGAUGGGAAACUAGCGGCAUUCCGGCUGUGCUGGUAUUUUUAAGAGGUGGCGGUGUUACUUUACAUGUAAGGUGAGAUGGUGUCUUUGUUUUAUGAGAAACGAUCUUUACCCAUCCCACCGCCCAGCCCCUCCCCUCUGUUCAAUCCCUCUCCCCCCUGUAAAUUUCCCCUCCCCCUAUUUAAGUCCCUCUUGCUACUUGCCAGUGAAGUUUUAUUUUAUUUUUUAUUUGACAAUUUUCUAAAGGCAGGUAAAUUUACAAUAGGAUAAGGUUGUCCCCUACUAGGUAAAUUACCUUUCCCUAUCCCAUACAAACAGACCAAAUCGAGACCCAAUCCACUUACAAGCCCCCAUGCUAAGAAAUAACAAAAUAUAUAAUCAUCAACGAAAGGGGAAAAGAAGAAAACUAGUUGAUUAACAUGCACAAGAAUUAAGAGCAUUGAAGCGACAUUUUACGCAAACUAUUUUAAAAGAACGGAUGUCUCGAUUGAAAACUUUGCCAAGUCUUAGAUAAAAGAAAGAUUUUAGUUGUUUGACAAAAGACGGUGGUUCCUUUUCAGCUCUUAUAUCAUCUGGUAAGGCGUUCCAUAUGUUACAGAUUCUUACGAAAAGGGAAUCUCUAUAUAGUGAGGUGGAAUCAAACCAGGGGUGUAGCCUCAGCGCGACAACGAGGCUAAUUCUUCAGCAAGGUAUCUCGUGACUUUUUCGUGACAAGUUCAUCAGUCGGAAACCGCACUAUGGCAUCUCACUUUGCACUGUCAGUUUUCCUCGCUUUGCUCUUUCCCUGCAUUUAUGUAGAUGCUGACACUCCUGCUAACUGUACCUAUGAAGAGAUAAGUGGAUCAUGGCUUUUUUCGAUCGGAGAAGGAGGCCACGACAACACCAUCGACUGCUCCUCCUUCAAACCUGUCUCUGAGCUUCAAGUGACUUUGUUGUUUCCUGAUGUCGCAGUUGAUUCCGAAGAAAAUGUCGGCUUUUGGACGUUGAUCUACAAUCAAGGCUUUGAAGUGAAUAUAAACGGAGUGGUAUAUUUCGCGUUUUCAGCUUACGAGAAGAGUGGUAAAAAAGUAACCAGUUUUUGCGACAAAACUUUAAACGGAUGGAGUCAUGCCGCAAAGGGUUAUCAUGCCGGAGAUUGGGCUUGUUACAGCGGUAAGAUUUUAUAAAUUUGAGGAUUUUUUUCAGGAAGGCAUUUAUGAUCAUUAUUUAAUGGAAUGUGAAUAUGCAUCCCACGCUUAAAAUUUAAUCGGGACCCGUAAAUUUCAAGUGCAUCGAAAAUGAAUCAAGACAUACUCGAAAGCGAAAGGGAAGUUCAGACUUCCGGUCUUGUUGCUUGUUGUCUUUGCGGCUGAGCAGCGUUUGCUGAACAUGCAUGGCUGCGCACGCAUGAGUCCUGUCAUUUCCUUAACGAAGACUGGAAAGGGGGAUUGAAGUGAAUGACCCUCUAAUAAAAAGUGACCAAUUCGUAGUUGUUCUCGCCGAAUUCUUCUCGUGUAUUAGUACCAUUCGAAAACAUAGAGUAUUUCCUCUCUUUCAAUCUUUGUGCCUCAGCGAACCAAAAAAAGGAAUUUUCCAAGGCUCCACUUGCGAUUUCUUUGCAUAAACCUCUUUUCUUGGCUGAUUAACCGUGCAUGAUAUGCCUUAUCAAUUUAAAGCUUCAACUUCCCCCCUCCUCCUCCUUCCAGCGUUUGAACUUUUGAAGAUUGGUUCGUUCAUAUUCCUACCCCCCCCACCCCUUCAAGAAAAAAAUUGCAUUCAGAUGGCCUACUUAAGCACAAUAUUUUUAUUGAACAGUUGUUUGUACUAUCAAUGAAUGUUGUAGAAUUUAGCAAAGGAUGGUGUUAGUUUUUGGCACUGUUAUUUGGUUCUUUGCUUAAAAACAUCACUCUAUAAUGUGAAAAUUUUCUCCUGAGCCAUUUGCUCAUGACUCUUCACCCUUUAACUCCUCAAUAUUUUAGAUUAAAGCAAGUGUAUUCUGUUGGUUUGAAUUCCCCUCCCAAGGUAGAGAAGGUUCCAUUCCCUAUCCCAAGAGCACAUCACCUGAGGCAAUGGGGGUGGGGAUGUUGGCUCUUAAAAUUGAUGCUUGCAGAAAUUUGUAGGGAGAAUUCAUGUACUGAUUGCUCCUUGGAGUUAAAAGAUAUGGAAGGGUUUGAGGACAAGUUACACCUUUUGCAACUCUAAUUUUCUUGUUUUACUGCCAAAGAAGGUGUAAGGUGUAACUCUUUACAGGCUCACAAGGAAUGAUGAAAAAAGUAUGUUUAUAAUGUGAUUUUCUAAGGGAGUGAGGGUCAGACAAUGAAUGUUAUUGUUAUUUUUUGGUUUCUGUCAUAGGGAAAAAAGUUCUGGGGAAGGUCCCACCUAAAAUACAUGACUCAACACAGCUUUCAAGUGAUAAUAAAAAGUUCAUCCCUAAUCAGGAAUUUGUUGACCAAAUAAACAAUGUUCAGAGCUCUUGGAAAGCUGUGGUGUAUGAGGAUUAUAGUGGGAUGACUGUGGCACAGUUAAUUGCUCGUGCAGGUGGACCAAAUAGACUUAAUUUUCCUAAACCAAGGUAUGCAACUUCUCUCAAUUUUGUUUUCAUUCAUUAUUUUCUGUGAAUAUUGCCUCUUCAAAUAAGUACUUUUGACUGUACAGGCUCUGCUUUUCGGACAUUGUCAUGACAUUCCCCUUUCCUCAAAAAUUUUAUGUCCAAAUUAAAUGAGAAUGCAGGUUAAUCCUGCAGUGUACUAGGAUCUUGGUUAACUUUUCAAACCUGAAAAUCUCACAACUGUAUCAGAAAUUUGCUUAUAUGAACACUUCAUAGCAGUAAGGGUAAAAAAUUGUUCUUUGUUUGUCAUGGAAGUCAAACUGAAAUUUCCGUGUUUAACUAUAGAAAGUGUACAUGUAGCUUAGCAAUUUUAAACAUACAUCUACCAUUGUAAUUAUGGAUACAAUUUAACAGGCAUGCAGACUUGACUCAGAAAUUGCUUGCUUUGAUUUGGCCUUCAGUUCUCCACAGUGUAACCUUGACAACAUUAAAAUCCAUGACAUGGACUGCAAAAUAAAACUUGCCAAAUAAUAUUAUUAUUCUUAUGUUAUUCCUCCAUAACCCUAAGGAAUGGGAUAUGAAGGUGCAUGGUUUCUUUUUUUUUAAGGACAACAAAGUCACACAUUGCAUGAUGGAAUUGUCAGGUAUAGCACUGUGAAAUAUACAACAGCUUUCCUGUAUUCUGAUUGGCCUUUUUUCAAUAAAUUAAAUGAAUACACUACACUUGAUUUACUGUGUCUUUCAGCCAACCAACAGAGGCAGAUCUGUUAAAAGCUAAAGCACUCCCAGAAGAGUUUGACUGGAGAAAUGUUGAUGGGAAAAACUAUGUCAGUCCAAUCAGAAAUCAAGGUAGUUGUGGCAGCUGCUAUGCCUUUGCUACUAUGGCCAUGUUUGAGGCUCGUGUUCGAGUCUUGUCAAAUGCAACUAAAACACCAGUGUUCUCACCUCAAGAUAUUGUCAGCUGUUGUGAAUAUGCACAAGGUUGUGAAGGAGGUAUGUUUGCAAUGCUUUGUGCAGCUUAUAAAUAAAAAUUAUUGGAGUGCAGCAAUGCAUAGAAGAAAAUGUGUGAGAAAUUUAAAAAAGAGAGGCAUGAGGAAUUAUGCUCCAGACACCAUGUAAGAUUACACCCUAACCUUAGUAUGCCUAUUCUUCAUAGUGUUCUCUAUAAAUUUCCUAAGGUGAUGACAAGGAGAAUUUGUGUAACAAUCAAGAGCUUCUUUAGUUGAUGAUUAUUUCCUUAAUUCUCACAACCUUAAUGUGUGAUUCAGGUGUGAUAUUGUAGGGAGAGAUGAAAUGCUAGUCACUCUUAGAGGUCAAAGUGUUAAUAGUAUUUAGAAAAAAUUUACCAUGGCUACUCACCUCAGUUUGAGAGGCAUGCAACCUUCAAAAAUUCUCUAAACAUUUUGACUUAGCUUGGGAUGCCCCCUUGGUAACCUGUUCUCAUGCUCUGAUGAUGUUGCUGCCUUGGUUUCAGUUGACAUGAAGGGGAUGACUUUUUCUUUCUAGGUUUCCCUUAUCUUGUUAGCAAGUAUGCCCAAGACUUUGGUUUGGUGGAUGAAGAAUGCUACCCAUAUGAAGGCAAAGACUUACCCUGUAAUGAGAAGAAGUGCUCAAGGCAGUUUGGGACUGGGUACCACUAUAUUGGAGGGUUCUAUGGAGGAUGUAGUGAGGAGCUUAUGAGGAUUGAAUUGGUGAAGAAUGGCCCCAUAAGUGUGGCCUUUGAGGUUUACAAUGACUUUUUUAAUUAUAAAGGUGGAAUAUACCAUCACACAGGUGAGAUUUUAGAACAACCUUGUCACUUGUAAACUAUACCAUGUUUAUGUGCUGAUCAAUUGAAGUUUCAACAUCCCCCGUACAUGGGCAACCCACAGGUGUUUGAGUGGUUUCUGUGCCUAGGUGGUAUGGAAUUUGAACCUUGCUGGGUGGGGUGGACCUGUAAGUGUCAAGUCUUUCCAGGGUAAUACACAUGUUUUAGUGAAAGAUUUCAAAGGUAAAAAGUCUGCUUUUGUGAUUCAGUGGCAUGGAAAGAUAAUUUUUACAUCAUAGAAUGAUACUUUACAAAGCGAAAAAAAAGAAAACCAACAGUGACACCUAAAACUAAUACAUGACUUUGCUAAAUUCUACAACAUUUGUUGAUCAUGCAAAGAGUGAUUCAAUUUGAAUGCAAUUUUGGCCAGGUAACCUUUUAGUAGUUGAUAAGUUUGUUUGCUGUGCAGUUUCCACAUAAAGUUCAAUUUGAUCAGCAAUUUCUUCUGGCAGUCGUAGGUUUAAACAACUUCAGCUAAGAACAAUAAGAAUGAGGUGAACAAAGCAACUGAGCAAUAAUGACAGCAACCAUUUAAAAAUUAAAGUCCAUAAUGACCUUCAGUUUUUUUGCUCUAAAAUGUUGCUUUCAAAACAUAUCCUGCUCUGAGCUCUCUCUGAAGGUGGUCAAAUAACUUGUUUAGGUUUUGUGUUGAGCACUACAUAAGGAAUUGGAUAGCGAUAUAAAACCAUUAUUCACCAAAGUAUGGGUAAAUAUCCACCACUAUUCACUUAUGCUGAGGUGAAUGUUUUAGUACCUAACAGAAACCAAAAUAAAUGGUACUUGCUAAUCACUUCCGAACAAGCUAAUCAGUGUGAAUGAAAAGCACCAUUUACUUGUGGGGUAUGUACUAAAUAUAAUUAUUCCCUACAUCUCACAGGUCUUACAGACAAAUUUAAUCCCUUUGAGAUAACCAAUCAUGCUGUAUUGGCCGUGGGAUAUGGAGCUGAUAAAAAGACUGGUGAGAAGUUCUGGAUUGUGAAAAACAGUUGGGGAAAGGCAUGGGGCGAAAGUGGUUACUUCCGUAUCCGACGAGGGACCGAUGAAUGUUCGAUUGAAAGCAUCGCUGUCUCGGCUCAACCGGUAAUGGAAUGAGGCUCAAUUAUUGUAAUUGUAAAAAUUUGAUGUAAUCGGCUGUGAUCGUUAACGAUGCAGUAAAGCCAAAAUUUUGAUGUCAAUGGAUUUCCUACGAAUCCAGUUUAGAUCUGUUAACUUUCAAAAUAGUAGUAACCUUUUAGAGAUGAUUCUGAUGGAAAUUCAGAUUUACUUAUUGACAUUUGAUUAAGGCAGAAUAAAGUUAUUUUUUCUAACACAACUUAGAUAACAUUUUAUAUUUAACAGUGGGUGUCGAGGAAGGGAAUCCAAGGGGAGGGGGG